UUGCAGGUCGGACAUUCCAGCGAAGCUGCGGAAUCAGCCUAUGAUCAGAAUCGUUUUCCAUCUUGCCGCUUUGCUAAUUGUCAGAAUGAACAAUCUGGAAGUGACUGGUCGGAGCGCGAAAAUUCAUUCGAUUUUUAUAAUCCGUUUGGGAGGGAGCAGUAUUUGCCAGCCUACAUAAUGUGUUACGAAACUAAGUCAAGAAACAUCUAUAUGUUUCCGAUCACCGAUCCAAACAUGCUUAUCGGUUAUUUAGAAGGACUGCGGAUACAGGAAUUUCAACGCCAACUGUGGCAUCCGCAAGACACAGAAACCAACUUCUACAUUCCAGUGGUUAAAGACAGUUACGGACAGUAUCAGUACCUGGUAUUCUUUUGCAAAAUGUUCAGUUUUAUGUAA
Molecule: messenger RNA, 396 nt
Organism: Gongylonema pulchrum
Lineage: Eukaryota; Metazoa; Nematoda; Chromadorea; Rhabditida; Gongylonematidae
Source: the annotation of a GenBank genome assembly